This is a messenger RNA of Cynara cardunculus var. scolymus (artichoke), 1719 nucleotides long. RefSeq names its product type I inositol polyphosphate 5-phosphatase 4-like. Gene Ontology annotation, molecular function: inositol-polyphosphate 5-phosphatase activity; phosphatidylinositol-4,5-bisphosphate 5-phosphatase activity; phosphatidylinositol-3,4,5-trisphosphate 5-phosphatase activity. The record is from RefSeq and is a predicted model, not a curated record. The transcript is spliced from 12 exons. Bases 1 to 1719 code for a protein of 572 amino acids. NCBI's taxonomy places the organism in Eukaryota, Viridiplantae, Streptophyta, Magnoliopsida, Asterales, Asteraceae. Gene Ontology annotation, biological process: phosphatidylinositol dephosphorylation.
AUGAGGGAUGAAAUCUGCAAGAAAAACAAGGUUUCAUGGCCUAAAACACUCAAGAAAUGGUUCAGUGUCAAGAACAAAGCACAAGAUUUCCAUGCAGAUGACUUCAAUUAUGGAGGUGGAUAUGAAGGAUGGAGGAACAAUUUCUCAGAAAAAGAAGCAUCAUCCACCAUCAAGAAAAGCAGAAGAACAGAAAGAUCGAGCGAGACGAAUGCGGAUUUUCUUCGAACAAAUAAAAUUGAUCCCGAUCUUGCCCAAGUGAUCAAGGAUGUUAAUAACUAUAGGAUCUUCGUAGCUACGUGGAAUGUGGCGGGAAAAUCUCCGACGGGUAGUUUGAAUCUUGAAGAUUGGUUAGACAGUUCACCUCCUGCCGAUAUCUACGUUCUUGGGUUUCAAGAAAUCGUCCCUCUAAAUGCCGGAAACGUACUCGGAACAGAAGACAACGGCCCGGCUAAAAAAUGGCUAGCACUCAUUCGGAAAACGCUAAAUAGUCUUCCGGGAACCAGUGGCGGAUUUCAAUUCCAUCCCCCUUCACCAAUUCCCGAUCCGGUAAUCGAUUCAGAUUCAGAUUUUGCAGGAUUAGUAGCGCAAAAAACCUCAUCUUUCCUCCACCGUCGUUCUUUCCAAUCACUUAGCCGCAGCAUGAGGAUGAUGGAGAGCGAUAUGGCAAUGCCAAAUCUCCGAUUCGAGCACCGAUAUAGUAUCUGCGAUCCCAUUGAUUAUGAUCGGAGCCUAAGAUGGGGUAUCGGGUCUUCAGAUGAAGAAAACGGGCCGGAUGGUUCACCUAGUAGCAUAAAUUACUCGCAAAUACCGUAUAGCGGAUCUUUCUCGAUGGAGGAAAGAGAUAAACAAACGGAAAACUCUAGGUAUUGUUUGGUAGCGAGUAAGCAAAUGGUCGGGAUAUAUUUAACGAUAUGGGUAAAGAGCGAUCUUAGAGAUAACGUUCGUAAUAUGAAAGUGUCGUGUGUCGGUAGAGGAUUGAUGGGUUAUCUCGGAAAUAAGGGUUCAAUAUCGAUUAGCAUGUCGUUUGGUGAAACGAGCUUUUGCUUCGUUUGUAGUCAUUUGACGUCAGGUCAAAAGGAAGGCGACGAGCUCAGAAGAAACUCGGACGUGAUGGAAAUCUUGAGGAAAACUCGGUUUUUAAGUCUUGAAGAGACGGGAGAUGAGAACACUCCUCAAACGAUUCUCGAGCAUGAUCGAGUUAUAUGGCUUGGCGACUUAAAUUACCGAAUUGCCCUGUCGCACCGGUCUGCCAAGGCCUUGGUCGAGAUGCGAAACUGGAGGGCUUUGUUGGAAAAUGACCAGCUUCGGAUGGAGCGUAAAAGGGGACGCGUAUUCGAGGGAUGGAACGAAGGGAACAUAUAUUUCCCUCCAACGUAUAAAUAUUCGAACAAUUCCGAUCGAUAUGCAGGAUACAAUAUGCAUCCCCGAGAAAAACGAAGAACUCCCGCAUGGUGUGAUCGGAUCUUGUGGUAUGGCAACGGACUCCAUCAAUUGUCUUACGUUCGAGGGGAGUCGAGAUUUUCAGAUCAUAGACCGGUGUACAGUAUAUUUCUAGCAGAAGUCGAAUCUAUUAACCGUAACCAAUUCAAGAAGAACAUUAGUUAUUCUUCGAGAAUCCAGAUCGAAGAGUUGUUACCGUUUUCACGUAGCAUAUACAAACUUAAUAUUUUCAUACAAAUCAAUUAUCAUGAGAUUAUCAUCUUUAUCUCCAAGCAUUGA